GCUUCGGUAAGCUUCGGUCAGCUUCGGUAAGCUUCGGUAAGCUUCGGUUAGCUUAGCAACGGUAGCCAUCAGGAAGAAGUGUCACCGCCCGGACGAGGAGAGCCAGUCCGCGGUCAAUGGCUGCCCUCGGCAACUCGGGGGCCGUUUCCAGUCCCAUGGUGAUCCUGGCGCCCAAGACUAAAACAAAAAAGAAGCACUUCGUCCAGCAGAAGGUGAAGGUGUUCCGGGCCAGCGACCCCGUCCUCAGCGUCUUCAUGUGGGGCGUUAAUCACUCGAUCAAUGAUCUCAACCAGGUGCCUGUUCCUGUCAUGCUGCUGCCGGACGACUUCAAAGCAAACACCAAGAUCAAAGUCAACAACCAUCUCUUCAACAAAGAAAACCUUCCAGGACAUUUCAAGUUCAAAGAAUACUGUCCUCAGGUCUUCCGAAAUCUAAGGGAACGGUUUGGGAUUGAGGAUCUGGACUAUCAGGUUUCGUUGACCCGCAGCCCCCCGAUGAGGAGCGUCGACGACCAGGGAGAAGGUCUCCUCCUCAACUCCUACGACCGUACGCUGGUCAUCAAGCAGAUCUCCAGCGAGGACGUUGCAGACAUGCACAGCAUCCUGUCUGAGUAUCACCAGCACAUAGUGAAGUGUCACGGCAGCACCCUGCUGCCACAGUUCCUGGGUAUGUACCGUGUGAGCGUGGACAAUGAGGAGACCUACCUGAUCGUCAUGAGGAACAUGUUCAGCCACAGACUGGUGGUGCACAGGAAGUACGACCUGAAGGGAUCUCUGGUGGCUCGGGAAGCAAGUGACAAAGAAAGGGGAAAAGAGCUUCCGACCUUCAAGGACAUGGACUUCAGGAACAACAUGCAGAAGGUGUAUGUGACGGAGGAGCAGAAGGAGAAGUUAAUGGAGAAACUGAACAGAGACGUGGAGUUUCUGGUGAGGCUGAAGAUCAUGGACUACAGCCUGCUGCUCGGCAUCCACGACGUGGGUCGAGCAGAACGGGAAGAGGACGAGGGCGAGGAGGUUUCAAACGAGGAAGAACCGGAGGCGGAGAACGGCCUGGCAGUGGGCGCUACGGCGGGCUCGUACGGCACCUCUCCAGAGGGAAUCGCCGGUUACAUGUCCGCCUGCAAGCCUCUGGGGCCCGGGGAGUUCGACCCAUACGUGGACGUGUACGCAGUCAGGAGCUGCGCAGGAGCCCCGCAGAGGGAGGUCUAUUUCAUGGGCCUGAUUGACGUACUCACUCAGUACGACACGAAGAAGAAAGCCGCUCAUGCAGCAAAAACUGUCAAACACGGGGCUCCUUCUGAAAUCUCCACAGUCCACCCCGAGCAGUACGCCAAACGGUUCCGUGACUUCAUCUCCAACAUCUUUGCGUAGCACUAAUGAACGCUGCCAUAUGUUGAUCCAACUGAGAGCUAAAAGUCUACUUUACCUUUGACCAAAAAUAGUAUGCACACACAGAUCAGCGUUUAAACGUGCUGAUCUGAGGCGACACUACUUACGUUGUAGCAAUAUAAUGUACUACUUCUGAUGCAUAUAUUUAUUUUUAAGAUUUAAGAAGCAUUUCUUCUAGAUAUUAAGCACUCUUAACGGAAUAACUCUGGAGUUGUAGCGUACAUGGAAACAAACUGCUGUUGAUCAGUGUUCAUAGACCACGUCAGUGCGAGAUCAAAGAUUGAUUUUAUCUUUUGCCUGGUUGCAGGCGUGAACUAAACGUACAGGAAAGGUUGACAUUUUGGGCUUAUUUGCUUUCUUUCCAAACGUUACAUGAGAAGAUUUGGUGUGUGUGUGUGUGUAGCACUAUGAAACACAUACACAGUCCUUCCAUUCACCGUUGAUCCACAGGCGGCCGUAACGUGAUAAGAUCUGCGUGACGACUGUGUGUCAGUAAACAUGGAUGCAAACAAUUCUGGAUUUAAAAUACAUCCUACAUUUUAAAAACAUGUUUACAGCCUGGCACAAUAAACAGUGUUGGUCUUUAUAGCCAAAUUCCCAGCUCAUGACGACUGUACGAGGAGUGAACCUUUAUAUAAGUCACUCGUUUAGAUUAUAUUAGGGUUUAAAAUAUGCAUAAUUAAAGGCAUGGUCACCUUUUUAAAGACAAAGACUAGUUAGUGUAGAUUCUGUAAACUGGGGAAACAGCCAGCCUGGUUUCUAAAGACGGUUUCUGAGGAUGUGCACAACAUGUUUCUGCACAGAUUGUGAAAUGAUUAACGAUCAUGUUAAUCAGCGAGCGUCAGUGGUGCUUGUAGGUUGUAACCUUUAACACAGAGCCAACUAAUGUAACUGGCUGCAGGCUGUAGCUUUGUAUUAGCAUCGAUCUAACUGUCGGUAAGAAAGCGAAUAAGCGUGUUUUCCAAAAUGUCAAACUAUUCCUUAAAUCUUAGAGUAAUGCUUUAAUGGAGAUGGGUAUUAAAAAUAAUGCGAGUCUAGACUCUUAAUAAUAUUUAUCUGUUGAAGCAGGCCAUUUGAAUGUUUAGAGUGCCAAAUGUGUGGGAUCAAAGCUUUGUCCUAUCAGGAUUUGCACUUUGCAUAUAAUUAAAUCAAAUCGGUUAAAAGAAACACAAUUUGAAUGGAUCAAAUCCUGUUUUCCACCAAAGUUUAUUCUAAAUUUUAAAGAAAAUGUACAGAACAGCCUUGUCAGUGUGGUAUUUAAAUAGAAAGCACGUCAUAAUAUUUAGCCUGUAAACAUUGUUAGCAGCCCUGCAUCUCUUAGUUACCACAGCCUGUAAAGGGAAUGCGGGGUGGCUGACCUUGGAGCGAUUCCUUCACCCACAGAGCUCGGCCCGCAGUAAUGAAGUGACUUGUCCAACUUUUAGGAUCAGGCCUGCCUUUUUUUUUUUUUUUAUGAAAAACGUCAACGUGUCGACAUCAAAACACUUGUGAAAAUGAGCCCAUCCAUCAUUAUUCUGGACUCCUUUGUGAACACGCUGUAGUGUUUUGUGCAUUAAAAUGGCAAAUGUG
Messenger RNA from Morone saxatilis (striped sea-bass), 2957 nucleotides. RefSeq names its product phosphatidylinositol-5-phosphate 4-kinase, type II, gamma a (gene pip4k2ca). The transcript is spliced from 10 exons. Gene Ontology annotation, biological process: phosphatidylinositol metabolic process. The record is from RefSeq and is a predicted model, not a curated record. The coding region runs from base 117 to 1370 and encodes 417 amino acids. NCBI's taxonomy places the organism in Eukaryota, Metazoa, Chordata, Actinopteri, Moronidae. Gene Ontology annotation, molecular function: phosphatidylinositol kinase activity.